CCGAAAUGAAUUGAAAUUGGUCUCGUCCGUGCUGCCGUUGACGGAUUUUUUGAACCCAAAGAGUAGUGUGUUUUGCAGCCAAAAGAAAGCAUCCUCUCAAGGGCCAGUGAAUUAGCCAUAUAUACACUAUUAUCGGUUUUUGGGCCCUGCGGUGGACAAUCGUCGACACUCGCAACGGUGUAAAAUUGGCGUUUAAUGUGGAUUGAUGUGUUAAGAAUAGCGAAGAAAAACAACACUCGCUGUUUGAUUUCGGGGAAGACACGGUAUAAGAUAUGUAAAAUUUUAAGUUUUCUUCCUUGAAUUUUGGAGGAGCAGAUUGCACACGGAAGAAACGAAAGAAGAAGCAGACAGAGUAAUAUCAGCAGCAGCAGCAGCGCUAGCGACAGCAGAGGAGAGGUCUCGUUUCUCUCACUCCCGCACUCUUUCAAGUGCUGUUUUUUCGGUUCCUUCUCUCGGGUCGCAGUAGAAAAAUAUGUGUGUUUUUAACGUAGAUUUUUUCGGUGUGCCCUUGCCCGAGCAGAGCCUAGGCCUUCUACACUGAGCCCUCCGAGUGUUUGAAUGAAUGGAGAAUUUCUACUAGAAGAAAAAAAAUAAUCAAAGUGCUAUUUUGCUCUUUCUCUGGUGUGGUGUGUCCCAUUGGUAACUACUGCGUGGAAAGCGCAGCCUGCCUCGAUGCCGAUCGCUCGAGGUGCAAAUGAUUUAUGAGAAGGAACGAGCGAAAGGAAUUAGAUGAAAAAGUAUGGUCGAAACGAAAUAUUGAGUGAUUUUUACAAGUCGCGACACCCGCGAGCGCUAUGAGCUGUGCUGUCGGUAAACGUGUUUCGGUGUAUUUAUAUUUUCGCGUCUGAAGCAGGGAAGAAAAAUGAAAAAUUGUCUCUGAUCAAUUUCCCAUCACAUUGUUGUUCUAGUGGGAGGUGGAGCGAGCAGUUGUUGUGGAAGAAAAGUUACUGUGGAAGUCGACGGGUCAGAAAGGAGAGAAAGUGCGAGCGAAGAAGAGUGCGCACAGUGUGGUUUUCGUUUUUCGAAAUAGCUCUAUAAUUGAGAGAAAGAAGAAGACGAGGGAAGUGAGGCUAAAACGGAGAAUCUGGUUGCAAGUGAAAAAAAAGUAUUAAAAAACGUACACAUAAGAAUCGUUUACCGUGCGGGAAGAAGCCAAGUUUCCUCCAGAAGUAUGUGAAGCAAAGAGAAAUGCAAAUGAACAAUCAAUAUCUUCUGGUACGUUAACGUCGGGAAGUUGCUAUUGCUCCUCGGACCAAGUCCUAGUCAUUGAGUGAACCGAAGAAAGAAGAAAAAAAAAAUUACGACCAUUAUGGUUUAUUGCCAUAUUAUAUACUAAGGCAUGAAGUGAGUAAUAAUAUUUUGAUUUUUUGUCCCGAGUGCUUUACUGCUACCAAGUGCGGAGAGUGCGAAAGUAUGGAAUCCUGAGGAUUAUUCAUUAAUCACGAAGACAAGUCAGAUAUGUUUCUUUCGCCGGACUGCUGUGAGUGAGGAGUCUAGGAAUGAAGUGCGUUAGUAUGUUGCAGUGGUGAAAAUCGUCCGAGACCACCAUAUUCCGUAGACAGAUAUCUUAACCGAAAAAAAAACAACAAGAAAAACAGACACUGACAAUGUAAGUGGCUGAUGGUGCUACUUCUUGGCUUUUUGUGGUCUGCUUUUCUGGAUUCAUCGUCGUGUUCGCCGUCGUCGUCGUCGUCGUCAUCUUUGCCGUCGCCGUUGUGAUAUCGAACGAGUUCAACAUUAGUUUCAGACUGGCAAAAGCAGACACAAUCAACCAGUUCCAAAGUUGGAAAGUUUAGCAGGCCUACAUAAAUUUGAAGAAAAGAGACACACAUACACCGGUGAAGGCAGUGAUCAGAGGUUCAGUGGUUGGUAGAUAAUUUGAAUAGAAUAGUGAUUCUGACAAUUGGGCAAAAAAUUGGCGGAAUCUAGCAUCAGGCAGCGAUAUUUUAUGCUUAACAGAAUUGGCCUACGGAUUCCUGGGGUGGCAGACCAUGCAAACAAGAUGAACAAGUACAGCAGAACGAAGGUGAUCAACGGUGAUGUCACCGAAGUGAAUCGUCACCACCAACGACAAACCGCUACCAACAGCAUAACGACGAAGCGGCGAAAAUACAGGCUGCUGAAUACGCGGCUAAAGCUACUGCCAAGCAUUCAAACAUGUUCAUAUCUAACCCUGGGGAUGAUUGUGUGCAUUCAGCUGCUGAUGAUGCCCACCGUGUUGCACUGUGCCAAAACUUUCUACAUGCACUGGAAUACGACAAACAGCAUAUUUCGGAUCGACAACACCGAUCACAUCAUCGACGUGAACAAGGGCAACUCGGCCUUCGAAUAUGACCAGGUUCAUAUCAUCUGUCCUGUGUACGAGCCGGGAACCUUUGACAACGAGACGGAGAAGUACAUCAUCUACAAUGUGUCGAAGGUGGAGUACGAAACGUGCCGGAUCACGAACCACGAUCCGCGCAUCAUCGCAAUCUGCGACAAACCGAACAAACUGAUGUUCUUCACUAUCACAUUCCGGCCAUUUACACCGCAACCCGGUGGUCUAGAGUUCCUACCAGGGAAUGAUUACUAUUUCAUCUCGACCUCGUCGAAGGACGAUCUCCAUCGGAGGAUAGGUGGUCGAUGUUCCACCAACAAUAUGAAAGUAGUAUUCAAGGUUUGCUGUGCCGACGAUCAGCACCCGCAUCCAAACAUAACGUCUAGUAAUAAUAAUAUUCCUUCGUCGACGUCGAUCGACGGUGGCAGUUCGUCGGGUGGUAACGGUAACCCAGUUAGCGGUAGCAGCGGUGUAUCGAUCAACACCAAUGCUAGCGGAUCGUUGGACGGUUUCGAUCCGUCCACGAGGUUACUGCCAUCGUCAACGGUGAACAGUAGCCAGGGCAACAUCGUGCAGAGCACGGUUAACUGGCCGGUGUGGAACGGUGGCCAACAGCGACCGGUUCCGUCGACUCCAUCGGUCAACAACAACAACAACAACAAUGGUGGCAAUGGUCGACAUCAGCAUCACUACACCCAAUCACCGCCGAGGACGGCAAUCAACAACUAUAACUACGGUGGCAACAGUGGAAGCGGCUCUGGUGCUUAUAGUAAUAGUAAUAAUUAUAAUAACAAUCCACCGUCCAAUGCACAUCAGAACAAUAAGCCGACGAAGAAGACGAACGAGUACGACAAACACCCGAACGAGGUCGUCAAAAACGAGGAACUCACCUACAACAAUGCGGCCACGAGGACCAACCCCCGAGGUUUGCUAGGAUUAGUAGUAUUAGCGAUCUGUCUGCAUCUUCUGCCAUUACUUAGUGGCUAUUGCAGCCGAAGCAGUAGUAGGCUAAGUGUAACAGGGUUGCCAAAUUCGUUGCCAUUGACGAGAUAGCACGGAAGCCGAUUCCUUACGCGAUGCUAAUCAUGACAUACUAGAACACUCAUAUACAUAUAUGGAAGAAAAAAAAUUACACACACACACACACGCAGACACAGCAAGAAGACACAUUUGUAAUACGAGACUCUUGGAUCUGUUUUAAUAAUUAUUUUUCUGCUAGCAGCCGGAGGAAGGAUUACUCCCAACUCCGCACACACGAAACAUUCAACGAUACUUGUAAAACAAGCGAGAGUCCGAAGCGUAAGUUGUAUCCUUGUUCAUACAUAGAGCAAACCCGAAAACAAAUAUCUAAUAGUCCUUAUAGUGUGUAGUAGUGAGUGAUAUUAAUUUAAAGAAACAGAAAAGAAAAAAAAAUAAACAACACACAACAAGGCAAGGAAUCACACAUUUUAAUAAAAGAUGAUAAACCGAAGACUGAGAGAUUUGACACCGCGGGCGUAAUGAAAAUUCGGACGACGCGACUAACCACUAAACAAACAAAACAAAAAAGCAUCCUGUUACACGAAAUACUUGUUAGUCGGUAGAUCUGAGGACUCUGAGGUAGGCGAAUCGGCCGGAAAUCCGUUCCAUUCCUGUGUUCCGUGGCUCUCUGCAAUGUGCCAAUUUUCAUUGCAUCUUUUUUUUCAAAAGAUUAAGGUAUUUCAAUUUUGACUAUCUAGUCUGCAAAGCAGAGCAGCAUCAAAAGAAGCAAACAACAACAAUCCUGUCCGACGACGACGAUGAUGAUUUUGGUUGCAAUUUUACAAUUAGAAAAGCCCGUACAUCGUGACUGUGGUAUGGGUCUUUUCGGUCAGAUUAAAACUGAGAUCCUAGGCACUUGCGUGCGGUCGGAGGAGGAGGUGGGUCAUCAUACUGCCACUGGCAGAGUGCAGUUCCGGUUUCGCAACGAGAGAAAAUUCAAAUUUUUCGGAUAUCUGCUUUCCCUUUGUUUUGCUACCGUAUGUUUUUUUUAUUUUUUGGUUCUGUUGUUGUUUUCAUUUCGGCAGUGGGUUGCUGCCGCACGCCACCCGUCAACUACCCGUGGUAGCCUGGCUGUCUGUUUAUCUGACGGAUGGACGGAUGGACGGCAUGACGAGGCGGUCCGGCUUCCAAUUGCAAUCAAUUCGGUUGCCGGCUUGUCUAUCCGUCAGUCAGUGUCAGUGUGCUUCGGCUGGUUGGGAGGCUGUCUACGUGUGUUAUCAGGUUUAUGAGUGGCUGCACUUCCCUGUGUACUCACCGUCGGGACGAUUUGACGUUGGAUUCCGUGCAUGGCUGUGUGGGUUAUUCUUUUUUUUUCGUGUGGGGAGGGGGGGUUUCUACGUGACAAAGGAUAGAGCGGUUCAGGCCGGGAAAGGUGCGAAUUUGUUGGUUCGAAAUUUGUGGGUAUAUUUUAAUUAUGGUAAAGCUAAUUUUGAUUUUAAAUAAAGUGCGAAAAUAUUUCGAUCGAGCAUGUUUUUAGCAUGUUUUCAUCCCAAAAUUGAUUAGGAAAUAGAAUACAUAUUCUUUUUACGAUGUUUAUUCGAAUAAUGAUUUUUUGUGUAGUUAUAAAGCGACUCAAAUCUGUUUUAAAAAUGAAACUUGAAUUGCAACCAGAUAUUAUUGGUUUUCUAGAGGAACUUGAUUGCACAAAUUAUCUUGCUACAAAGAUAAUAGCUUUGUAGCUAUUAUUAGGCAUAUAUAAUUACGAAAUUUCUCUCUGUUAGUAAGCUCAAAUAACUCCUGUAUUAAAUAUAUGUCUCUGAGCAUACAGUAUUGGAAUAAUUUCAAGUGAUGAAUGUCAUGCCAUAUCAUGAUAAAAAAAACUUUGAAUCUCAAUCUUCAAACACUUAUUCUUCUACUUUUGAUUUGUAAUGUCACCAUACAGAUUCAAAUUGAAAACUUAUUAAAUUUACUGCCAAAUUACAAGAAAAAUGUCAUUGUGUUUCGACACUGUUAUCGAAAUUUAUAGAAGCUAGCUAGCUGACCCGUCGAAAUUCGAACUCGCCCAAACAUUAUUUGUGAGGAUUUAUGUUUUCGGACAGCAGAAUUGUUAGACGACUAAGUGGUUAACGUUUUUCUCCAUUAUUUUUCUGAUUACUGAAUUUACAGUUCGGCUGAAAAGUUCGUAUCGUUUAAUAGAAACACACUUUUUUUUUGCCAAAAUUCGUUUUUAUUAUUCAACAUAAUUGCCAUCAGACGCGAUACAGCGAUUAUAGCGAUCUUCCAACUUUUCGAUACAAUUUUUGUAGUACGAUUUGUCCUUUGCCUCAAAGUAGGCCUCAGUUUCAGCGUUUACCUCUUCAUUGCUUCUAAAUUUUUUACCAGCGAGCAUUCUCUUGAGGUCUGAGAACAGGAAAAAGUCACUGGGGGCCAAAUCUGGAGAAUACAGUGGAUGAGGGAGCAAUUCGAAGCCCAAUUCGUUCAAUUUCAGCAUGGUUUUCAUCGACUUGUGACACGGUGCAUUGUCUUGAUGAAACAAAACUUUUUGCUUCUUCAAAUGAGGCCGUUUUUUGAAAUUUCGUCCUUUAAACGUUCUAAUAACGCUAUAUAAUAGUCACUGUCGAUGGUUUUUCCCUUCUCAAGGUAGUCAAUGAAAAUUAUACCAUGCGAAUCCCAAAAUACAGACGCCAUAAUCUUACCGGCCGAUUGUUGAGUCUUUCCACGCUUUGGGUUCGGUUCAUCGCGUGCAGUCCACUCAGCUGACUGUCGAUUGGACUCCGGAGUGAAGUGAUGGAGCCAUGUUUCGUCCAUUGUUAUAUAUCGACGAAAAAAAUCGGUUUUAUUUCGAUAUAACAGCUCCAAACACUGCUCAGAAUCAUCAAUUCGUUGUUGUUUUUGAUCGAUUGUGAGCUCACGCGGCACCCAUUUUGCACAAAGCUUUCUCAUAUCCAAAUAUUCGUGAAUAAUAUGUCCAA
Malaya genurostris is the source of this 6249-nucleotide messenger RNA. RefSeq lists its product as uncharacterized. Gene Ontology annotation, cellular component: plasma membrane. Gene Ontology annotation, molecular function: ephrin receptor binding. The record is from RefSeq and is a predicted model, not a curated record. Bases 1949 to 3370 code for a protein of 473 amino acids. NCBI's taxonomy places the organism in Eukaryota, Metazoa, Arthropoda, Insecta, Diptera, Culicidae. The transcript has a single exon. Gene Ontology annotation, biological process: axon guidance; ephrin receptor signaling pathway.